Molecule: messenger RNA, 2112 nt
Organism: Rhincodon typus (whale shark)
Lineage: Eukaryota; Metazoa; Chordata; Chondrichthyes; Orectolobiformes; Rhincodontidae
Exons: 17
Coding region: 144-1760 (538 amino acids)
Biological process (GO): signal transduction; regulation of DNA-templated transcription elongation; mRNA export from nucleus
Cellular component (GO): THO complex part of transcription export complex
Molecular function (GO): protein binding
Source: RefSeq, a predicted model, not a curated record
UUUCUCUGUACACCCCCUCUCUUUGUAAGGUUGCAACUGUCCUCACGGAAAGGGGAGUUGAACUUCCUUCCCGCCAUCCGCUUUUAAAGAUAUAUUUUUUUUAAGAAAAAAACAUCUAAGGCUUGUGCACUAAAUGGAUAGAGAUGGUUGCAGACUGCUCCGUUGAAGAAAUGCAAGCCAGCAAAGACAGAACUCCAAUAAUUGACUUAAAAGAACAAAAUCCAGACAUUGUUGAAAAUUCAGAGUCAGGUUCAGAUGAAGAAGGUUCAUCAGAAUCAUUAAAGAGUGAGUCUGAUGUCGAUGAAACAACUGCUGAGGAUGGUCAGCCAAAUAAUAAUCAAGAACAAGCUGCAGAAGACCCAUCUCUGCUAAGACUGACAUCAGAAAACUGCAGAACUGAAGAAACAACAACUAAUCAACCAGACACAGAUUUAUACAUCAACACAUCGUGUCCCAGCUGUAACUGUCAAACGAAUCAAAGUUUUGAACAAGUACCACCUAGGCAGAUCUCAAAAGACCGUUUUUAUUUGAAGUUGGAUCAGGAAGGAAGCUAUCAGUGUGUCGCUACUGGUCUCAUAUUUGAAGUGACUGGAAAAGUUGAAAUAGUUUACUCAAUUCUGUCUUGGUAUAAGUAUGAUACAUUUCUGGAUGAAAAAUGGAAGCUUUGUGGCCCACUGUUUGAGGUGAAAACUGAUCCAGCCAUACUUGAGGUGGAAAAUGAUCCAGCCGUACUUGAGGUGAAAAAUGAUUCAGCCAUGCUAAAGAGCAUUUACUUCCCUCAUUCCCUCUGUUUGGCAGACCAUUCAGCUGAUAUAAAAUUUGGAAUUUUACACAUAAAGGACAAGAAACCCAUAAUAGAGCCAGCUGUUGACCAUUCAACAACACACGUUCAUUGGAAUGUGAGCUCCUUAUCACCAGUUGGACCAAUCUGUAAUACUAGUUCUGAAAACAUUCAACAUCAUGGUGUUGUGCUGAUUUACAAAAUUAUUAACAGCUACCAGUCUUUAUUAUUUCACGUGUACAUGGCAACAAACAAUCACUCUGUUAUUAAGGAUAUCGGAAAGGCUGAAAAAUAUUCAAAACAUAAAUCUAUAAAAAUUGAUAAACCUCCUCAAUGCAAUAAAAAGCUAAUUACUGGCAAAACAUAUCGACUCCUGAGUGACCCACAAGCUGAAAUAACACCUGGGGAAAUUGAAUUUGAAGAUAUAGCCGCUCUUAAAUGUAAAGGCUAUUUUGAAGUAUUUUUGGAACAACCAGGAGAUUUUCAACUAACCUUAAUGGAUGUAGAUUCAGGUGAAACAAUGUGGUCCUCAAAACUGCGGGAGUGUGACUGGGCACACCAUGACCAAAAUGAACAAGGAAAACCAAGAGACACUAACAAAAACCGGAGAAGGAAAUCAGGCAAUGACAACAUCAUGGAAGAGAACAGUUCAAAAAGACUGCGAUGGAAUGAUGCAACUGAUGGACCACCAUGCAAUAAGAAUAAUAUUAUCACUGAGAAGCAGUUAAUGCAACUUGCUGAAAAACUGGGGAGCAAUUGGCAAAUCUUUGCAAUUAGUUGCCUUGAUCUGCAAUCCCAAGAUAUUGAUAAAAUUAAGGACCAAAAUGCACCACCGACAAUGCAAAUAUUCUACAUGUUGCAAAAAUGGAAAAAUAAGGAAUUGGACAAUGCAACACCUUCCAAUCUUCGAGAAAAACUCAUAGAUGCGAAUAUUGAUCCUGAUGCCAGGAAUCUCCUGGAAGGUUUCUGUAAUCCAUAAAGUUGUAUGAAGAACAUGAUGAGCAGACUAUGUGAGGAAACAUCUUUAAGAACCAGGAUGUAAACUCUGCCACAAUCAGUUGCGGUUUGCUUAUUUGCAAGUUACAUUUUUACAUUGUCCAGUUUGUAAAAAAAGCAAAAAUUUUGAUGAAAAUGUAAUUUUACACUAUUAUCUGAACUAAGCAACUCAAUGAAAUUGGCACAUGUAGAUAUUUCUGCCUUCAAAAUGUAGAACUUUGCCUAUCUCUUACACGCAAUAAGCAUCACUUGAAUAUAAUGUAAAGUUUUCUAGAUUCUUAAAAAGAAAAAUCUAGUGUAAAUUGUGGUCAUAAAAUGUGGAACAUUUAUACAAA